ACUCCGUUUCCUCAAUUCAGUCUUCAGCUUCUGUACCGACCAGUUCUGAAAACACUCGACCGCCAUCUUGGCAUCGGUAAUAAACCCCUAGUACACGCGCGCCCCUGGUGAGUAGUGUGGCGGCGGAACCAUUGCUAUGUGCAUUCUAGUAAGGGCCGGACGGAGAAAGAUAACGAUACCCCAUUCUUGAAUCGAUAGCUCAAACUACAGGCAACGAUAAUUCAGGGGUGAGAGAAGAAAAACGCCUACAGAUGAACACCUACCUUGUCGCCUCGUUCGCCAUUGGAACUGUGCUGGCUCUUCAAAUAUUCUUUCUAUAUCGAUACACACUUGAUCAAAACAUUUCAUCAUGUCCCCAAUUUGCUGAAAAAUGUCCAACACCGGAGACAUUGGAUAUUUCCUCAGUUCCUGUUGAUGUAUCUAAAAUCCCUAGGCAAAUAUUUGAUGUAGCUAUGUAUCUAAAAAGGGCCAGAUUACAUGCGAGAGGCUAUAAAACACGAACAGCACUGAAAUAUGCAUGUGAGCAUAUGGAUGCAAUACUGAAGGGAUUCAAAACCUCUUUUGAAGAAGUCACACGACGGAAAGUAGACAAGCCAAGCAGUAUUUGUCCGGAGUACUACGUUGAUAAAAUGAACGGUUAUCAGAUCAGGAAUUGUUCCUUUUCUAAACCUCUCGAGGAAAUUGUCACAAUUGUUCGUCUUGAUUACGGUUCAUCAGCUGAUACAAAAAUUACCAGAGAUACGUACGGCGAAAAUAUCCCGGUCGUAGUUGGUGACUACGGUGGGAAAGUUAAGGAGCAGAGAAAUAUACGUGUAAAGCACAUGGAAUCUACAACCACUGAGGGGAAUGCUUUAAACAUAUUAAUACAGGAAGUGAAAACCCAAUACACUUUAAUUGUUAGAAAUGUAACGGAACUUGAUUCGAAUUCCCGGAUCGAGAGACUUGUGCGAGAGAUAGAGAUUCUGAAGGUUAACGCAGUCGGCGGGGCUAUCAGAAACUCUGAUAACUAUUGGCAUUUAGGUUGCCAUCAGAGGGUGUUCCGAAACUACACAUUAGUAUACGAGGAGGGGUACGACGAGUCGAUGCACGAUUGUGUUUUUUGCGAUCACGUUGAUGGACCAUUUCUUAUGAGAACAGAUAAGCUAAAGCAGGUAAAGUUUGACGGUAACUUGACUCCUAUGGGACUGUACGAAGAUUUUUUCAUGAGGCUGAAUUCUGACGUUGCGCUCUGUCCUGACGCCUUGUUCGAUAUGGAUUUCCCACGCCGUAGUGAUUUAACCGUAGAGUGGGAGAAGUUUGGAAGAAAACGAAAUCUUUAUAAAUUAAAGUUUUCUUUUGGACUGGUUAUACAUUUUGGAUGUAAUUAUGACUAUCCAUGUAAAAGGCGAAAAGGAUAUAUCAGGUCACCGUGCUGUAUUCAGGAAUUGGCAGAUGCAAACAAUGAAUUUAUGGAAAUGUGUGAAAAGGUGGGUGCAUCGUGCCAAUUGAAUGCGGGAACAAAUCUAGGAGCUGUGAAGAUGUAUAAAGUGAUUCCUUGGGAGGCAGACGGAGAUCUCAAUUUUCAUUGUAAUGACUUCACAAAAUUGAGAAAGGCUGGAUUAAACCUGAGUUCGAAAGGCAUAAGAGUGGGAGUGGAACAUAUCAGUCCAUGCACUCCAAAAGCAACUCCCGCACAAUUAGGCGCACACACCAGACAUUGGCAUGUUGACAUCUGGUCACGUGAUACAGUUGAAUCCUUCACAGUGAGAUCUGAACAUCGUAAUUUGACAAAGAUUCUACAUAGUGGACGCAUAGUAUCGACAAUGAGAAACCCGGCUUUAUUUGCACGUACUAUGUACCCCGAACUCUUUCUGCACCAACAGCAUUAUAGUGAAGGUGGGAAAAUAACCGUUUAUAAAUUUGCAAAGUGCCCUACUGUUGAUAGUCAUGAUUGCAUAGACCAUUACUACGAAGACGGAAAUAUCCAAUUGAACGACCCAGUGGCAUAAUAAAUAGGGCGGAGCGAGUGUUGUUUAUAUGGAAACAAAAGUUGUAAUGGUGAACCUAGUGCAUCGCACCAUCCUUAAAUUGAUGACGUUAUCCUAAUGUUGCAAAAAGAUGAUGUCGUUUUCAGAAUAAUUACGCAUGCUAGCUGUUUUUCCCUUGUUAGGUGAAGACUUAUAAAAUCGUUCGCCCCCUUGGGGUUGAGAUAGAAGCAAGUGAGAGUAUAACCUAACACUAGCGCGCAAGCGCAGACCGGCCAGAGUAGGCCCUCGAUGACUUCACGGUCCAGUGAACAAACACAAAAGCGACGAUAAGUGUUCGCCAAUGGACUCUGAGUUGCAAAUCCCUCCACUACACAUCCCUGUUCCAGUUAACAGACAAAUAUUUUGUCUGAAACUAGUUGAAAUUUUGCAAUUUUCAUUUCCAUCAAGUAUUACAAGUUGCAAUAUCUUAACUAAUACAUCAAACAAAAUCGAAAUUUUACAAAAAACACAAUUUUCCAAAUUUCUCCUUUGAAAGUUACAUGUUAUCUUCUAUGACUUUGUAUUACUAAGAAACAGUCAAUACUACAAAUGUACACUCAUUGAGAAAAAAGAAUUUUGGUAAAAUAUUCAUUUUCUCAAAUUUCAUCAUUUUCCCCAUACCUAAGGUGGAAGGAAAAUGGUCAAAUUCCCCUAGAAACAGAACAAUCUGAUAUAUCUUCAAACUUUACCCUUAUUCCAAUUAACGGAAAAAUAUUUAGUCUGAAACUCGUUGAAAUCUCGCAAUUUUCAUUUUUAUCAAGUAUUACAAGUUGCAAUAUCUUAACUAAUGCCGAAAAAAUAAUCGAAAUUUUACAAAGACCACAAUUUUCAAAUAUCUCCUCUGAAAGUUACAUGGUUAUCUUCUCUGACGUUGUUUAACUUUAAAACAGUGCAAUACUGCAAAUUUUUUGGUAAAAUGUUUAUUUUUCUCAAAUUUCAUCAUUUUCCCCAUUCCUAAGGUAGAAAAUAGUCAAAUUCCCCUAGAAACAAAAUAUUCUGAUAUAUCUUCAAAAUAUCACAUUUUAUAAAAACUGGAAAAUGUCAAAUUUUUCCUCAGAACAUUACUUGGACAUAUCUUCUUUGACUUUGUAUCACUAUGAAAGAGUGUAAUACUGCAAACUUGAACUUAUUGAGAAAAAAGUGUAUCAUUGAUAAAUGUUGAUUUUUCUUAAUUUUCACCUAACCCCAUUACUAAGGUCGAAAAUUCCCUCAGGAACAUUUUUUUUGAUACAGGAUAUCUUCAAACAAAAACUGUUUUUCCUUAGAAAAACACUUGGUUAUCUUCUCUGACUUUGUAUGACUUUAAAACGGUGCACUGAUUGAAACAAAAAUUGAUUGGAUAAAAGUUUUUGUUUUUAUUAAAUAUCAGCGUUUUCAAGAUUUCCUAAGGUAGAACAUGAAACUGGUCGAGAUUCCUACCCUUUACCCAUGCAUGCAUAAAAGACAAACUCAAUCAUACUUUCUAUAUUGGUCCAGGGUCCGGCUUUCUGAAUCCCUCCCAAGGGACUCCCUCCCUUGAUCAUAACCUGGAAAGAGUUGAGAUCCCUACCUAAUAACCAUAUAUGCAAUUGCAUUGUAUGAACAGAUGAAUAAAGGUAUACUUAUGUUCAUGACUUAAUCCAAGGGUCAUAACAUGCUGAUGGAAAUGGCUGAAAUAACAAAGGCACCAGAUUAACUUUGUAACAUCCUUGAUACCAAAAAGAAUGAGAACAAAUGUGGGUUACAUUAGCAAUAUUACUUUGAAUGUGAAAACUUUGCCUUAAUUGUUUAAAUAUCAAGGUGAACAAUACAAGACUCUUGUUUCUUUAUGCUUCAUGAAAAUAAUAUCGGGAAGUACAUAGCUGCUAUCCACCUGUUUGUUAUUCUAUCCUAGGUCAAGGUCACAUUGAGGUCAAAGGUCAUAAUUGAUGUCAGACUCAUACAUUUUGACCAUUGAAGAUAUCAUAAUAAAAUUUAAGGAACAUAUGUAGGAUGGUAAAGCGGUGAAUAUGGUACUACUUUAGGGUCAACACAGCCGAAGUCAUCGUCACAUUUAGGUCAUAGGUCAAAUUCAUAAUCUGAGCCAUGACUUUUGAACCUCUGAAGAAAUGUAGGAUGAUAAGGCGGUGUGUCGCAUACUACUCUAGGGUCAGUACAUCCUAGGUCAUUGUCACAUUGAUUUCAAAGGUCAAAUUCACUGUCUUGGCUAAAAGUUUUGACUAAGGGUAACUCAAUGAAAUUAAAGGAAUAAAUGUAGGAUUGCAAGAUGGUCUGUUGCAAACCACAAUUGAGUCUGUACAUGGAAGGUUAAGGUCACAUUGAGAUCUUAGGUCAAAUUCAUUAUCCAUGCCAUAACUUCUUACCCACUGAAGAUUUAUCAAUGCAAUAUAAGAGAUAUACAUGUAUGUAGGAUGGCAGGACAGAGUAUUGCAAACACUAAUUGGGUCCAUAUCCCCAAUGUCAGAGUUAUAUUCAGGUCAAAGGUCAAAAUCAUUGUUGGGGGGUCAUAACUUUAGCUUGGUGAAGAUAACUCAAUUAAACUUAAGGGACUAUGUAUGAUGGCAAGGCAGUGUGUGGCAAACACAAUUGGGUCCAUAGGCCCAAGUUCCAGUUGAGGUCAACGAUCAAAUUCAUUGUCUUGGCCGUCAUUUCUGAAUCACGGAAGAGUGUCCGUCCAGAGGUCAGAGGGUCCUGGGUUCAAAUCCUUGUCUGGCCAUGCAUAUCUCUUUUUUUCUUCUUAUUGGGGUGUUUUUUUCCACCCUUGCUUCAUUAAAGCACUGGGUCAAUGCUUGACAAGGGGAUAUCCCAAUAUGGGUUAAUGUAAAAUAGUUGUUCUUGGUGGUGAAAACUUAGAAAGAGGAAGGAGGAAUGUAGCCGAACUGGACUGGCCGGUCAAUCGGCAGUGAUCAGUUCGGAGGGUUCCAGGUUCGAACCUGGUCUGGUCAUGCACAGAUCUGUCACCAGUAUAUUUGUGUCAAUA
This is a messenger RNA of Mizuhopecten yessoensis (Yesso scallop), 4965 nucleotides long. RefSeq lists its product as uncharacterized. NCBI's taxonomy places the organism in Eukaryota, Metazoa, Mollusca, Bivalvia, Pectinida, Pectinidae. Gene Ontology annotation, biological process: protein O-linked glycosylation via mannose. The record is from RefSeq and is a predicted model, not a curated record. The transcript is spliced from 2 exons. Gene Ontology annotation, cellular component: Golgi apparatus. Bases 252 to 1988 code for a protein of 578 amino acids.